UGAAUUCAUUAUUUCCGCAUUCGUGUUGCAUUCAAGGAAACACGAAUGCCUUGUACAGGUAGAAACUGCGCCUUGAUUUCAUUGGACAUAGUAAAUCAUAAAUAUAUAGGCUAAGCAUUUAAAAUUGUCUGUAGUAAUCGAAUUUGCUAUCGUUCAACUCAAUGUACGUGUUGGAAGUGUGUGAACGACUCCGCACUUCUUAGUAGUCGAAUUAUUCCGACACCACGCAAAUGCAACACGAACCACAAGACAAACAUGGCGACGUUGAUCAGCAUGGUUGUGACUGUGAGAAACAGCGGUCACUCUGUGUUGAAGACGCUGUGGAGGAGCAGUGUGUUGAUGAAACUGCAGCGCUACUGUCACGGAGCCCGGAGCAGUUUAUACGAACAUGUCCGUGAAGGCUACAGCGACAAACCCGAGCUGGACAUGAGAGCGGUGUGUGAGCACACUGACACAGUCAGAGCUAAUGUGGAGAACAGGAAGGGGGACCUGUGCGCAGACGACGUCGACAAGAUUGUAUGUGUGUGGCAGGAACUUCAGGCACUGAGGACAGAAAUCUCGGAGUUGGAGAACCUGAAGAAACGCAUCAGUGACUCGGUCAGAACACUAGUGAACAGCUAUGACAAGAAAAUUCUGCCCAAUCUCUCAGAGUACACCCAUGCUCUACAGGAGGGUCGAGAGAUCCGCAACCGGCUCAAUCAGCUCUGUGCUAAAGAGACUGAGCUGGAUCAGGAGCAUUACAUUCAAGCGCUCAGGCUGCCAAACACCACACACCCUGACGUGCCAGUUGGAGAUGAGAGCCAGGCAAGGGUGGUGGAACUGGUGGGACAGAGACCAGAGUUUGACUUCAAGCCCAGGGGCCAUGUACAGCUGGGGGAGGAGCUAGGUCUCAUCAGGCAGAGGCAUUUAGCUCACGUCUCAGGUCACAGGUCAUACUAUUUGAGGGGAGCAGGGGCCAGGCUUCAGACUGCUCUCCAAAACUUUGCCCUCGACACACUGCAGCAACAGGGCUUCAUUCCCAUGGUUGUUCCUGACAUGCUGAAGGGGGCAGUGUUUGAGGGUUGUGGGAUGCAGCCGAAUGCUCACCGUUCACAGGUCUACUCCCUGGACCCUGCUCGCUUCCCAGACCUCAAUCUGGCUGGGACUGGGGAGGUUGGGAUAGCAGGCUAUUUCAUGGAUCAUGCAGUAAACUGGAGGGACUUGCCUGUCAGGACGGUGUGCAGUAGCACCUGCUACAGAGCAGAGACCGACACCGGCAGAGAGGCGUGGGGUCUCUACAGAGUUCAUCACUUCAACAAGGUAGAGAUGUUUGGAGUGACUGCAGAUGAGACAGGAGAGGAGAGCGCUCAGCUGCUAGACGAGUUUGUGUCAUUGCAGAAAGGGAUGUUCUCUGCUCUGGAGCUGCACUACAGAGUGCUGGACAUGCCCACACAGGAACUGGGUCCUCCUGCUCACAGGAAGUAUGACAUUGAAGCCUGGAUGCCAGGGAGAAACAGCUUUGGAGAGAUUUCCAGUGGGUCUAACUGCACAGACUACCAGAGCAGACGCCUCAACAUCCUGUAUGAGCGUGAGGACGGCAGCCUGCAGUACACUCACACAGUAAAUGCUACAGCAUGUGCCAUCCCACGAAUGAUCAUCGCCAUCCUGGAGACUCAUCAGACGAAAGAUGGGACGGUGCGUGUCCCAGAAGCUCUGCAGCCAUAUUUAGGUCUAAACGUGAUCGAGAAGCCGUCACACACUGCACUGAAAUACAUGGGACCCAACCAGCACAGUCGACCACGCAGACCAGACCAGACCAGAUCAGACCAGAGAGCUCAACAUCAAACACCUACAAACGCAGGCUUUCUGGACAAAAAGUGUACACAUUGUUAAUCAUCUCUACUGUUCUUCAGAUGAAUUGAAUCGAAGCUUGAAUGACUCUAAUGACUCUAACGGCUCAUGGUCACUUACACUCUAAAGUCCAUUUUUUUUUCCCUUUGCUUGACAUUUUUUCAGGUUUACUGUUUAAAAAUGCAAAAUAAUGAUCUCCAUAGUAACCACACUCCAUCCUCCAUGUGUCCCAGCUUGUUUAUCUGUAGUCUGAGCUACUUUCUCUUGCUCUUGAUAGUUGAUGGAUGUGAGUUUGAACAGGAUUGCAGACACUGAGGUGGCCAGAGUAUGUUUUGUCUGACAAUAGAAGGUGAAAUAUCUGCAUAACAGAUUAUCACAGUGUCUGCAACACAAGAGAACUCUAUAGAUGCACAGCAACACUUAUCUGUCCAAAAUAUGUAAUUAUGACACAUUUUAUAAGAGUGUUCCAAAGUCAUCGCUGUAACAAUAGCAGCUGUUUAAAUGAUUGAUGUACAAAAUUAAUUAACCAGCACUUCAAACUGUGUAGUCCAUAAUUAUGUACAUGUCCAGAAUUAAAGGUCUUAUUAAGGCCCCAAAACUUC
Solea solea (common sole) is the source of this 2432-nucleotide messenger RNA. RefSeq names its product seryl-tRNA synthetase 2, mitochondrial (gene sars2). Gene Ontology annotation, molecular function: tRNA binding; serine-tRNA ligase activity; ATP binding. The record is from RefSeq and is a predicted model, not a curated record. Gene Ontology annotation, biological process: mitochondrial seryl-tRNA aminoacylation. NCBI's taxonomy places the organism in Eukaryota, Metazoa, Chordata, Actinopteri, Pleuronectiformes, Soleidae. The transcript has 16 exons. The coding region runs from base 256 to 1872 and encodes 538 amino acids. Gene Ontology annotation, cellular component: mitochondrion.